This is a messenger RNA of Cimex lectularius (bed bug), 2190 nucleotides long. Its product is annotated as complement factor D-like. Gene Ontology annotation, biological process: proteolysis. The transcript has 2 exons. Lineage: Eukaryota; Metazoa; Arthropoda; Insecta; Hemiptera; Cimicidae. Gene Ontology annotation, molecular function: serine-type endopeptidase activity. The record is from RefSeq and is a predicted model, not a curated record. Bases 141 to 788 code for a protein of 215 amino acids.
GAUUUUCCAUUCAAAAAGACACCUGAUCUUAAUGAAAUUCGUACCUAGCUAUUGACAUUUUUCUAUUGCGGAUUGUCACUCUUGUCAGCGAUGAAUUGAACAGGACGUGCAGCGGCGUCGCGAUACAGGAGAACACUGCAAUGACGACAGCUCAGUGUUUCUUCAAUGACGUAAGGGAAAUUGUCGAUCCCGGGUCGGUAAUGAUGUUCUGGAAGGAUAAAACGGGAUUCGACGGUUGGAGGGCCACGAACCUUAUCCCACACCCCGCCUACCGUCUGGGAAGUGUGCAUUGCAACAUCGGCCUGGCCAAGACCUCCGGAGUUUUUCCAUCAGUGUACAAAAAUCUGGGCGGUCACCUCGAACACGACAAGCCGUGCGAAAUCUUCGGCUACGGUAGUUACGACCGCGGUUUUCGGCUUCCCUUGUACUUGCAGAGGAUGAAAGUCGCCCCGGAAAACAGGAAGACUUGCAACGAGGUAAACGAAUCCCUGAUAUGCAUCACAUUCAAAAACAAGGAGAUGCCCUGCAACGGUGACUCAGGCGCUCCUCUCAUCUGCGAAGGUUCGGUAAAGGGCAUCUUGUCUGACGGAUACGUUUCCCGUGAGAUGUGCGGCAUCUUUAGAAAGUCCCUCACCCGAUAUCAAAUCCUUGCCAACUACAGGCUGUGGUUAAAUGAAAUCACGGGUGUUUUCGUCGAAUCCCAUUAUAAAUCAGCAUCUUACCACCACAUACUCAUUCCACUAUGCCUGUGCUUUGUUUUCUUCAAUAAUAUCGUAAAGAUUCAUUGAUAAUUAUGAUUAUGUUAUAACUAACAAUCCGUACAUAAGACGUUUGAGUUAAAUCAAUCAUUCAACGUACACCACGAAUGUGAUCUACAUUGUUUUCUUGAUUUAUGUGUCUUAGCAAUAUUCCUAUUUACUUGUAUUUAUUCUUUUACUGGAAAAAAAUUGUGAGUGGAGAUUCGGACACAUACUUGGUCGUGAUCUUCUUGUUGGAGAAACAAGUUGAACUCAUCGACACUGGAUCAAUUUUCCUGGCUGAAACUGCGAGAAUGAAAGACUCACUAAACUGAUUAAGUGCCGAUAAGUUCGACAUUUAUUUACAUACAGGCUACACCUGGUGUUAACAUAACAAUGCAUUGCAUUCAUUAAAUCUUAUUUUUAACGCUGCUUUAAUGGUGACGUAAUUUGAUCAUUAUCAACCGUCUUUCUGCCUAUCCUUGCUUUCAGACGUGGUUUUUGCACUGAAGAUGGUAAAAUGCCGAAACGACAGAUAACCCCAAUAGGAAUAGGAAGAUCAAAAUGACCGGUAAUGAUCAAAUUACAAGUUGUUUGUUACUCAUCAUUCGCAGCGAACGAGUAUCAUUAGAACUCAACGUAUAAUAAUUUAUAAUAGUUGAAUUCAUUAUUUUGGCAAUGUGAAGCUUGCAAACACAAAUUCUUGGAUUUAUUCAAAAAUACUGACACAUGGCAAAAACGUCUAUGAGCUGAGUGUAGGCUACAUUACAGGGACGUGUUGAAAUUCCGUUAAAAACUGGAUCCCAGGAGAUAAUCCAGUACAACUGGCAUAUAGUUUGAUGGUUCAGGCAGAGCAGGAUGACCGAGAAGAGCUAAAAUCAGGUUUAUCGCCCAGCAAUCCUUCCAAAAAUAGUUCACAGUAAAUUAGGGAGUUUUUAAAGAAAGAAGAGCGAGAAAAACAUGUGUGUUUAUAUUAAUCAACAUAUGCCAGCAAUUACAAUCUCUAGGGACUUGAUAUGCAGACUUUUAUUGUUUUAAGGGGAAAAAACUUUUCGGUUAAGGGAAAACUGCUAUACCCUUAUUAUUAGAAACCGAAAAGGGCCUAAAUUCAGGUUUACGGUCCUGCACUUAUCCAGAAAUAUCUCACAAUAACUUACGUAGUUCUCCAGGAAUGAAGAGCGAGAAAAACUUGUCAUUGUGUCUGUAUAAUCAACAUCAACAAAUAUCGCGAGAGCUUUCAUUUUGCUUCCUUCGGUUUUUCCUUCUUGUUCUUUCAAAAAAUUUGAAAUUUUUAUAUUUUUUCAUGUUAUUUUAUGUGGUAGAGCUUGUGUUUUUCAAUGUCUUUCUUACUAACCUUCUUUUGCAAAAAUAAAACAAAAAUCUUUUUCUAACCAGAAAUGUAUAUUAUGUUGAACCGGGGCACACGGGCACUACUGGGUCUGUCUUCACUCGC